Messenger RNA from Trichechus manatus latirostris (Florida manatee), 1234 nucleotides. It is a transcript of the gene GJD4, whose product is annotated as gap junction protein delta 4. The transcript has 2 exons. Gene Ontology annotation, molecular function: gap junction channel activity. The coding region runs from base 1 to 1215 and encodes 404 amino acids. The record is from RefSeq and is a predicted model, not a curated record. NCBI's taxonomy places the organism in Eukaryota, Metazoa, Chordata, Mammalia, Sirenia, Trichechidae. Gene Ontology annotation, cellular component: connexin complex. Gene Ontology annotation, biological process: cell-cell signaling.
AUGGAACGUUUGGACUUGCUGGGGUUCCUAAUCAUCACAUUAAAUUACAAUGUGACAAUUGUGGGAAAGAUCUGGCUUAUCUUCAUGACACUGUUGAGGAUGAUGGUGAUCAUUUUGGCAGGGUACCCCAUCUACCAAGAUGAGCAGGAAAGGUUUGUUUGCAAUACUCUGCAGCCGGGAUGUUCCAACGUUUGCUAUGAUAUCUUCUCCCCUGUGUCCCACUUCCGGUUCUGGCUGAUUCAGAGCUUGUCGGUCUUCCUCCCUUACGCUGUCUUCAGCGUCUAUGUGCUCCACAAAGGUGCCAUGCACGCUGCGGUUGGACGCUGCCGCUCAGAUGGCCGCCAAGGGAGCCAUGACCCGUCGGACCUGACCACCGCGGAGAGGCACCGCCCACGGCCCUCCAGGGAGGGGCACAGCCUGGACAUCCCAGACUACUCGUCUGGCUAUAUCGCCCACCUCUUUCUUCGCACCCUGAUCGAGGCAGCUUUUGGGGCCCUGCACUAUCUUCUCUUUGGCUUCAUGGUUCCAAAGAGGUUCUCUUGCUCCCAUUCUCCUUGCACCAGCGUGGUGGAUUGUUACAUCUCUCGGCCCACGGAAAAGUCCAUUAUGAUGCUUUUCAUCUGGGGAGUCAGCGCCCUCUCCUUCCUCCUCAGCGUCGCUGACCUGAUGUGCAGCGUGCGCAGAAGAAUGCAGAGGGGGCCAGCGCCCCAGGGGGUGGCCAGGACUUCCUCCAGCUGGAGAGAGAGCCGAGACCUGACGUCUCCCCCUGGCCACGCUGGGGAACGCGUGGCCUCUCAGAGCCUGGAGAGAAGGCCGAGUCACAUCAGUGAGGAUGGCGGGUGGGAGGAAGAGGAGAUGCCAACUCACCCAGGCGUGUGGGCCAGAGAGCAGUGCACCAGGACCAACGUCAACAGCCCCAAUGAGAAGUCCGAUGUGUCGGGAAGGAUGGAGCUUCCAGAUGAGUAUGAGAGUGAGGUGAUGUCCUCAGCCAGUGAGAAGAUGGCCGGGACUCAUCCAGAGCUCCGGGGUAGGCUCCACAGAGAGGCCACCCAGGACCCAAGGAGUGAGGGCCACACCGACUGGGGACAGCUUCUCUCAGCCCCCCGGAGCCGGCUUGCGGGGCACUAUUCAUCUACUGACCUACCACCCCCUGACCAGCUGGCAAAGUCCGGCAGUGCUACGCACCUGAGAACCAAAAGGUCUGAAUGGGUGUGAGGAGGAAACGCCCAGCAGU